UCGGGCGCAUUUUUUCUUCAUCGUGAGCCGGUCAAGAUGGCGGCGGUACUGCCGAGACGGAGCAGCCGCUCGGCUUAAUCGAUCAUUUUAUCUAAACCACCGGGGCAGAUCGGAUUCAAACCGACCAAAUCGCGCGGCACAACUGCGUGAAAUCAACCGCUGCCUGCGAUAUCCAACGUGAGAUCCUAUCGCGUUAAACCCGGUGUUUUUUCACGGAAAUGCUCUUACUCUAGUUUGUGUCUCGUCCAUUACGUUAGCUGUAUUGGGGAGAAUGGGAGAAAAGCUGGAGUUAAAACUGAAGUCGCCGGUCGGAGCCGAAGCUGCAGGCUAUCCGUGGCCCUUACCUGUAUAUGAUAAACAUCAUGAUGCUGCACAUGAAAUCAUCGAAACUAUUCGCUGGGUGUGUGAAGAGAUCCCAGAUCUUAAGCUGGCCAUGGAGAACUACGUUCUUAUCGACUACGACACCAAGAGCUUUGAAAGUAUGCAGAGACUAUGCGAUAAGUACAACAGAGCCAUUGACAGCAUUCACCAACUGUGGAAAGGGACCACCCAACCCAUGAAACUCAACAAGCGGCCUUCCAAUGGCCUGCUGCGUCACAUCCUGCAGCAGGUCUACAACCACUCUGUCACCGACCCAGAGAAACUCAACAACUACGAGCCGUUCUCUCCCGAGGUGUACGGGGAGACCUCCUUCGACCUGGUGGCUCAGAUCAUUGAUGAGAUGGAGAUGAUGGAAGACGACACCUUCGUGGAUCUGGGCAGUGGAGUUGGUCAGGUUGUUCUGCAAGUUGCUGCAGCCACCAACUGUAAACACUACUACGGCGUGGAGAAAGCAGACAUUCCAGCAACCUAUGCAGAGUCAAUGGACAGGGAGUUUAAGAGAUGGAUGAAGUGGUAUGGCAAAAAACACGGCGAGUACACGCUGGAAAGGGGAGAUUUCCUUUCAGAAGAAUGGAGAGAACGAAUAGCAAACACAAGUGUUAUUUUUGUGAAUAACUUUGCCUUUGGUCCUGAGGUGGACCACCAGCUGAAGGAACGAUUCGCCAACAUGAAGGAAGGUGGAAAAAUUGUAUCCUCAAAACCUUUUGCACCUCUUAACUUCAGAAUAAACAGUCGAAACUUGAGUGAUAUUGGCACAAUAAUGAGAGUAGUUGAGCUGUCCCCUCUGAGGGGAUCGGUUUCGUGGACGGGGAAGCCAGUGUCGUACUAUCUGCAUACGAUAGACCGCACCAUACUUGAAAACUAUUUUUCUAGUCUCAAAAAUCCUAAACUCAGGGAGGAGCAGGAGGCAGCCAGAAGGCGCCAGCAGAAGGACAGUAAGGAGAAUAAGAGCAACACCACCACCCCGACCAAGCCCAAGGAGCACAAGGCGCAGCAUGACUCUGGUGGUGAGGAGGAGCGCUCAAACUCGCUUGUGCCAGUGAAACCGUCACCCAAACCCCGCCGGGCUAAACUGCUACCCAGGGGCCGCAAGCUCGGCAACAGGAAGCGCGGGCGGCCUAAAAAGGCUGCCACUGCCACUGCAGCCGAGCGCAAGAACAAGAAGAGCCAGAGCGCCCUUGAUCUGCUGCACGCUAAGACCCUCUCAGCGGCCCCCCCUCAGGAUGCAUACAGGUCACCUCAGAGUCCGUUCUAUCAGCUACCUCCCAAAGUGCAGCAUUAUACAUCAAGCCAGCUUCUCAUGAGCCCCACUCCACCAGGCCUGCAGGCUCUGCUCGAUAACGUGAAAGUCCAGUACCUGCAGUUCAUGGCCUACAUGAAGACACCACAGUACCGGACCAACCUGCAGCAAGCCCUUGAGCAGGAAAAGCUGAGACACACAGAACUGUCCGGUCAAGCCCAGCAGCUGCUCAACGCUUGUCACACUCAUAAGGAGAAGAUCAGAGACCUUUUCCAGUCCAAACUGGAGGAGCUGGGCGUGAAGGCGGUGACCGUGGAGGACCUGAUACAAGCUCAGAAGGAGAUCACAGCCCACAACAUGCAGCUGAGGGAGCAGACCAAACAGCUGGAGGAGGACAUGGCCGAGCUCCGCGAUCAGAACCUGGUGCUGCUGAAGGCUCGGUGUGAGGAGCUCAAGCUGGACUGGGGAUCUCUGUGUCUGGAGACUCUGUUAAAAGAGAAAGCGGCUCUGCGAAGACAAAUCUCGGAGAAACAGCGCCACUGUCUGGAGCUCCAGUUGAUGCUGUGGCACGCUGAUCCUGGUGCUUGUGCAGGCUGCACUGGUUCAGAUCUGGCCUGUAACAAGAUCAGCAUUGUUGAACUAGAGAAGAGCCAGAGGCAGCAAGAGCUUCUGCAGCUCAAGUCUUACAACCCGUGUGAGGAGUCCCCCUACCAAAAGGCCCUUCCUGGUCCAGAACCCCGGCCCACACUGGAUUCCGACACCCCCAAACUCACCCCACACGCCUCUGCAGGGCUCAACGGCCUCAGCCCCGAACUAUCCAUCAAUGGCACAUCCUCGCCGGGUUACGAGAGGGGCAGUGGCAGUGGAAUGGGCAAAAAUGAGCUCCUCACCCGCUACCUGCCUAUUUCCCCUGACCAUGAAAUUGUGCCGCCCACCCCAGACUCGAGAACCAGGCAGCUAGGGCAACCCCUGCCCGACUACACCCGCUUUUCUCCAGCUAAGAUCGCCCUCCGCAGGCACCUCAACCAAGAUUCGGCCGCCAAUCAGUUUAGAGCCCUUGGCAACAUCCACCGGGGUGACACUGGUGCUGUUUCAUCUCCAACUCUGGGACUAAAACAUUCUUGCUCCUCGCCCAGUUCAGCUGAUAUUCAAGCGACCACCACACCCAAGAGCACAGAUAAGGAAAAGAGCCCAGCUGCCCCCGGCGACACCAUAACCAGUCUACCAAUCAGCAUCCCCCUCAGCACUGUGCAUCCCAGCAAACUUCCUGUCAGCAUCCCACUGGCCAGCGUGGUGCUGCCGAACCGUGCAGAAAGAUUGAGGAACACUCCUAGUCCAGUUUCGAAUCUUGCAGGACAGAGCAAUGGCAAGCCGCCUCUCACGCCUACCUCAGCACAUGUGAACGCGCUGACGACGUAUCCUGUCUGCGUGAACUGGGUGCGCAGAGGUUAUUCCUCCAGCUCAGGGUUGGUGAAUGGCUCUCACUCCGCCAUGCUGACCGAGGACCAAGACUGUGACGCUGCAUCCCCUCCCCCUCACAGCACUCCCAUCAUGGGCCUCCAGCUUCGCUGCUCUGGCCUCAGUCCUGCGCUGGGCACCGGAGGUGUACUGCAGUACGCUGACGGCCCACCGAGGCUUCCCCCCGAGGAUGGCCAUGACCGGCCGGGCCUUGAAUCCGACACGGAGCCCUUGGACAGCGAGGCUCGUCGCCGUAUCUUUUUCUCCUCGUCCUCUUCUUCCUCCUCGUCUUCGUCCUCCACAGGGGGCUCAAGGCUCCACCACGGGUCGGUAAAGCAGGGUCACCAUCACAGUAAGCACCAUCACCACCACCACCACCAUCAUCAUCAUCACUCUCCGAGCUCCCACAGCCAAGAGGGGCGGAAACGAGGGCGGCGGAAGCGCAGCUCCUCUGGGGCCGUUCCCAAUAGCGGAUCCCCUAAAAGAAGGGCAUUUCCGGGACUUGGCUGCUCAAGCCAUUCUUCUGGAUCACCGCUUAAUAUCAAUUCAAUGGUGAACAACAUAAACCAGCCUUUGGAGAUCUCCGCCAUCUCUUCCCCAGAGCAGUCAGGACGAAGCCCGUGCGGGACAGAUCUAGAUCAGCCUCCUGUGCUGAAAAGAGAGCGUCCCCUGGAGCUCAACAACACAGGUCGUUAUUCCUCCACCCCUAGUUCAGAUGAAGAAGGCGCCAAUUUUGCCCCGGACACCUCUAGUUCAUGCCGAAUUGAACGGAAAAUCGCCACCAUUUCCUUAGACCGAGAUGGACCCAUCAGAGAUGUGGAAAGGGGCUCACAAGGACGUAAAUCAGGUGCCAGUAGCGUGAGCAGUGAGGUAUCAUCAUCAUCAUCUUCCGGAGCCAGCAAAUGGAAAUCCACCUUCUCCCCAAUCUCUGACCCCAAGCCAACUCCUCCGGAUCUCCGCCAAGGUGGCUCGCCAUUCGGUGUGGGGGCUUCCCGAGGCGGUACGGACUCUGACUCAGACCAGAAACCGCAGAGGAGAGGGGAGCGUGAGCGUGAGCGUGAGCGUGAGCGUGAGCCUUACGGGAACUCGAACCUCUUCCUCAGUCAGGAUGGCGGUGGCCGCUCAGUCGUCAGUGCAUCGGAGCGGCCACUGCAGAAACAGAAAUCGCGGGAGUGGGACCUGAAAUCUGUAAGCGGAUUGGCCAGCCAGAAUCUCUUUAUAUCCGCCGCGGCCAGUGGAGGCAUCUUGAGUGGGAAAGUGGGUGGGGCCGCCACAGUUUCCUCCGCCACCUCAGUGGGGCAGUGCUUCCCCCUGAGUGGGGCUUCGGUCCUCCAGUCCUUAUUUGGAGCUCAGACUCCCGGACCUGCCACCGGCGGAGCCCCUCGGUUGGUCAACGGACAUUCGGCGCUCAGCAGUUUCUCCAGCGCUGGGCUGGCAGGGGGCGCUGCAGGAGGGAUUUUUCACCACAUGGUGCCUUCAGUCUCCUCACAGCAGUCUGGGGCCAAUCUCCCGGGCCCCGGGGCCCUCAGUUCCCAGCAAAGGCAUCUGGACACAAACCCCAAAGCGGGGGCCUCGUUCUUGGCCUCUGGCUCCUCGCAGCACAGCCGCACACAGACAGUCCUACACGCUCCCUCCCCACCCGCCCUCGCCCUCCCUCUGCCCCCUCCCCUCCUGAACGUGUCCUCCGCCGCCCCGUCCCAACCUUCCUCCCCACGUCCCGAGCGCCACCAGUCCUCAAGGCCGCAGUCGUCCCUCCCCGCCUCCACCUCCUCCCCAUCUCUGGCCGCCACAUCUGCUUCUUCCACCUCCUCCGCUUCCACCCGGCCCUUCACUGUGCACUAUCCCCCGCACCUGCCACCUCCGCACCCUCCCGGCAGCGCAGGUUCAGGUGGGACUGGCAUGUCCUGGAGGACUCUGGGUAUGCAGGCAUCCUACACGGCCUCGCAGAUCCCCGGCAAUCGCCCCAGAUAGGACACGUCUGGGUGUAGAAGGGUGGGGGGAGGGGGCCUUUUGAAAAUAGACUAUUACUAGACGGACACAGGGAAGCUACUGCGCUCUGCAAGCUGUAAUGUUAUGAGUCCCAACAAGGUAACUGAAGAAAUCUACCUCAACCCAACAUAACCUAUGCAAUGGACAGGUGUGGACCAAUGGGCUCGACUCGCUCUCCGGUGCUCAAACAUUUGCUAAAAGACGCCACUGUAAAACUGGCAUGGGUAUCAGAACUUAUCACAGGUGCAGCUUAACACACACACACACACGCACACACACACACAGCCCCUGAAUCACAUUCAGAUUGACACCGUAUGCAGCUUCCUUGUUUUUUCAGAGUGUUUUAAGGUGGCACCAUGUUGGGCUGAUGUUAACAGCCGUUUAUCAAUAUUUGUGAGUUUAACAUAGCCUUACUGAUGGAUGGUUUACUAAAUUUGCAGCCGCCAUCUGGUGGGUUCACAAUCGAUGACACAGGAAGUGUUUUAAAUGUCAGGAAUAUAAUUACAGUCAGUCCGGUUUCAAUGGGCCGUACACACACACGCACACAAAAAAAAAAGACUUGUGAAUCUGUAACCUUGCUGCUGUUAUCAGUGGAAAGAAAUGUGGCUUUUUGUGAACUCCUAUUCAGAUGGACUCCAUGAAGCCCCUGGAGCCUGAUACUGUUCCCAUGCUGGGACAUCACCCUUACAGCCUGUGCUUGUGCUGUGAAACUGAUGUUAACACAUCUGUCUGAUAGUGUAGUUGUCACCUUUGCUUGGGCAUUUUUACUUCUCAUCAUAUUAAUUAAUUGCCUUGUAAGGUGAAAUAUGUUGGAAACCACAAGUUCCAGCUAUAUAAGGGUGAAUCUCCAAGUGAUAUUUUACCUCAAAAAGAAGACCAUUUGAAAUUAUUGCUUAAUAUUAAAACCAAGAUUUUUGGUAAUUGUGAAAUUUUUCAUGACUGUUAAGCACAUUUUCCCUAAGUUCUCAUUACAAUAAUGCCAAAAAAAAUGCAUUUGUCAUGUACUGUAAUUCAUCUGGAUGUUUUUAGAAUUAGGAUUUAUGAUCAUUACACACAUAUAUAUGUGUGUGCUUAUCAAUUAUACGUAAUUUAGUUAAAUUGCAAUAUUAUUUUGCAUUGCAGUACUAAACAUGCUUUGUUGUUUGUGAAAAUGUUUUGCAGUACAUCUAUAAAAAUUUUCUUGCAUUACAGUAUUGGGCGAUGAAAUUGAUUGUCAUGAAAAUCAAGUCACUACCAAAAAAAAAUUUAAUUAAAUUUUUGAUUUAGUAUUUUAUUUUAUUAUUUCACGUUCCUCUUUGGGGUGAAAUAUGACCAGGCAUGUUCUUGAUGAGCUUCAUGAAAUGCACCAAUAAUUAACUAAUUUCAUUUUAUUUUUACACUGGAUAAUUUACCUGUGGAGCUGUUAAUGACAAACGUAUUAAAACAGCAUGUCAUUUUUUUAAAUGUAAGCUUUUAUUAAUCAAAGGGAAUAAAUUCUAAUUUAAAACACAAAAUAUGAAACCAACACAAAUGCACCUUCCAGGAAUACACGAUUAAAACACAAUCUGCAGGGAGAGAAGUAGUUAGAGCCACAGAAUGAGCGACAGGCCUGUAGGAGCCAUUUAAUCAGGUUAGUUACUUUAACUACCAGAUCUUAUUGAAUCACUACGUUUACCAUUUGGUUUGGUUUAGGGCCCUGUUUUAAUACUCAAGCUUCCAUGUUCCUAACAGUUACUGCUGAACCUUUAAUACAAUGCACAUAUUUUGUUCAAUCAGAACGCGGUGUCUUACACGGUACAGGCUUAUUCAGGUGAAUCUGGUGCUGAACCCAUAUUCCUCGCAGAUUUCAUAGGUGUUUUCCAUCGGAUUACCAAAUUCGAUGGUUGUCGUGGUGCUCUUUGCAACUUGGAAAACCAGCACACGCUUGUACAUACAAACACACUGAUUAAAAGAUGUACACACACUGGGAAAAUGCAAGAUCACAAAACGACAAAAAAAAACUACUGGGCAACUUCAACUCAUCCUUUUGUUUCUCUUUUAUUCCUUUUGUGUACGUUUUUUUUUUUCUGUACUGUGAAUGGUAGCCUCUCUCGGACUGUAUAAUUGUGUAUAUAUAAUUUGGGUUAUUUAUCAUUUUAAUUUUCUGUCUUUUUGUUAUUUCUUUUGGUUUGUGAUUGCUCUUAUUUUGUAUUGGAGCAGAGCACAACACGUGCAAAGUGUAUGUACUUGACUCGCAGUCUAAAAAAAUGGUGCUACAAUCUGUACAACUUUAGACUGUGCUUAUUUAUAUUAAGAUCAUCAACAACAACAACAAAAAAGAAAUGAAUAAAGAUUUUUGGUGCUUCUUUUACACAGGGAUGUUUUUAAGCCUAGCGGCAUUUAUUUUUUUCAAUAUUUAUAAUGUAUUAUUUGGCGCCCAGCAUGAAGCAGCCCCUGCCUGUUUGGAUCAGUGCCGUUUUUAUAUAGAAGAAACACCUUUUGGUCUUAAUCGAACUUAAAGAAGCAUGAAAGUACAUUGCAGAACUUUAUAGGAUGAUAACUUUUUCUUUUGAAGUAUUUACUUCGAUGGUGCUCCGAAAUCGACCUGUGUGACAGGUAGUGAAUGCUUUGAAUUGCGCAUAUGGCAUACUGUUAAAACUGUUGCCAUGUGGUGUUUCGUAACAUUUUUGACUUCUCGUAAAGAGAACGUGUGCUAAGCCUGUUUGCCUACCAUCUUGGGCCCGUACGGCUCGGUGCUGUUUCUUAAAAUCGUUGUUUUCUUCGCAAAUGUAAAGCAAACGGCUUCAUCUUACACAAACUGGUGCUUCUGUUCAUACAGAUGUCGAAAAUACCAGUGCGCCCGUACCAAAACCUACAAUCCACUAUUCAAGCCUGUCCUAGAGUGCGUUGUGUAACCUAGAGUUUGAGCCUAUUGCGUAUCGUGAUGUAAAGUUGUUCUGAUGUGAGAUUUGGCUAGUGUUUUGUCAGUUGGCUAGUACUAGUGGUUGACCGAUAUGGGUUUUCCAAUGACUGUUAUCAUAUCUAGAGAAUAGGCUAAUAUAAUGACGUAUGCGAAAUAAUAUCUGGACAAUAAAAUGGGUAGUUCACCAAAAAAAUUAAAAUUGACUGUCACUGUUAAUUCACCCUCAUGUCGUUCGAAACCUGUACGAUUUGCUUUAUUCUGCGGAACACAAAAGAAAAUAUUUUGAAAAAUGCGGAAAACCGUUUUUGUUCACGCAAUGAAAGUGAAAGGGGUCCAAAAUUUGGACCCCAUUGACUUUGUAUGGACAAUUUGGGAGAUUUCUGCCUGCCCGAUAUAUCGGUCUGUCACUAACUGGUACAGCGUUUUAAAAAAAAAAAAAAAAAUCAUUGGCGUACAACUUUGCCAACUUGAAGACAAAGCAGGAGUGGACGUCCUCAUAGUUUUGCGUCCUUAUUUCUUUUAUUGUGUUUUUGUUGCUUAAGUAUGUGCUCAAGGAAAAAUCAACCUCACCUAAGCUUUAGUCAGAAUGCUGUGUAAUAGACUAUGGUGUAUAAUAAUAUUAAAAAAACAAAACAAAAACAAUGUGUAAAUGUGGUCUUUCUGUCCAAUUAACAUGAGGACAUUUUGAUGAAAUAGGAUACUGACCAGUACAUUGUUACCAGCACUGAGGGUUUUUUUAAUAAUUAAUAGUCAUUGUUAAUGUUACUUGUUUUAAUGGCCAAUUUGUGUUUUGAUGUCUUUGCGACUGUUUAUCGAUGAUGGUUUUAUGAUUUCGUAAUCCUGACCAUUUGGAUACUCUAUAGAACAGUAAGGUGCUCUCCUACACUUUAAACAAGGAAAAUGCAGCUAUAAAAUUCAUGCACCUCUUGCAUUACAUGGGGUAAACAUUUAAUAAACGUCAAUGCAAGCUUUGCUUGUUUUACUUCAUUGUAAUGUCUCAUUUGAACUCUUUUGUCCAUAGACGCUGUUUCCUGUUGGGGUGGCAAUUCUUGAAAUUGAUGUUAAGCUAUUUAAAAUGUAAACCGAUCAUAAUUCUUGAUGUUGCGUUUUCUCAGGUACAUGUAUGAGGUUGCAUUGCAAAAGGCAACUCAAAUCCUUUCGCAUGUUAUAAAUAGAAUAAAGAAUAUGUUCUGAAUAUGUAAAUUUAGAUAUAUGUCUAAACAUGUAAAUUCAUAUAGGCUUUGUCUAGUGUCUCAGGAACGUCAGUUCUGGCUUUGUUAAUAGUUUUGCAUAUUGAAAGGGAAUGUUGAAAAUAUUGGCUGCCUUCCUAGAUGGCAGAUAUAAAUGAGAAUGAGAUUCCUUUACUGUGCAUUAUUUACCUGUGAUCGAAAUUUCCACUGAACGGCAUAUUCUAUUUUGUAGUCACCAACUCAAAGUUUGUCUGUUGUAAUUUGUCCCUUUUAAGUUAUUAUUUGUAAUACAUGCAUUCCUAUUUUCAAUUAAUCACAUUCUUAUGUUUUUUCAUGGUUCAGUAGAAAUAUCACAGGAUAAUGGUGCAACAACAGUAAACUCCUAAGAGUUGUCAUAUUUGUGACACUGUUUGGUGCUUUUAAUUUAUAACGACAGCCUAAUUCAGUUGAUAAGUUUUUAAAUCUCAGCUUUUUGUUAACAAAGUUAAUAAAGUGUUUCUAAUGAAAGCUCAGUUUGAUCCAUUCAUUUAUUUAUCUUUUUUAUUGCCUUACUAGCAUAAUGUACAAAGAUUGUCCAGCUGGGAAAGGUAAUAACACAACCAUUUAGAAGUAAAACAAUUGCAACCCAAUUUAAAAACAAUCGGAGGCAAUGCAGGUGACCUUUUGUGAAGGUCGCUCCACGUUUAUUAACAUCCUGGGUACUGUGGCCACACAUUCCCUGGGGCCUGCUGAUAAAUGGCGAUAACACUUGCUGGAUGAAAUUUGAAAAGAAUGUAAUGUUUUUGAUAUACAAUGAAGAUCAUUCCCUUGCAGCAACAUGGGUGGUGGUGGGGGGAGUCUGUGUACUUGCCAAACAGGCCUAAAAUAGACUCCUCUGUUUGGAGAAACGCUUAUAAGAGAGAGUUUGGUUUACCAAUACUUGCCUUAAUCAACAACAUUUAAAGUAUAAAAGUGUUUACGUUUUUGUAGAAAUACAUGACAUUAUACUAGAAAUCAUAAAACUUGUAAGCAUUCAAGAAAUACCCCUUUCAUCAGGAAUCCCAGAUAUUGCAAACAAUCUAGCGUUUUGUCCUCUGUGAUUUGUUCCUGUUCUUUUGGCUAAAAGAUACCUGCCUUAUCUUUUAGGACUGGUCAAACAUCUAGCAAACCAGCGCUAAAAGGACCUUGAAAGUCUGGAAAACAAGCGCAGCUGUAUGUCUUCCAGAGAUCUAGGAGUAAUGAAAGGGUUAUUGUUGUCGUUUCUUUGACCGUCAGCAAUUCACCCAAGUUAACCUUUAGCACUUCUAAUUUCAGGGCUUUUUUUCCUUAGUCAUAAAAGAUAGAUAGGGAAAUGUUAGAGGGAAUUGGGAAAUGGUGCAGGCAUCUUUGAACCUAGGUCCCCUUAAGCACUACGGUUCUUAUGUGUUUUAAUCACCCUUGCAUAUUUAGAUUACCAAUCUGUAAAUAUAAUGCCCAGCAAUGCGCACAAACUCAGGUUGCUAGCAAUAAGAAAACUAAAAGUUACAGGUGUCAUGGCACUGUCUUGUCUAAAUGGUAACCCAUGUUUUGCAGAAAGUCUUGCAACUUUGAAAAGCCAUUGAGGUUCUCUUGAGAGUUUUUCAGUACAAGGUUUGCCAUAUAGACACAACAGUGCCCCUGUUCAUUGUUUUUGGAUCAACUCCUUGCAGGGUUUGAACCUACACCCUCUGAGUUACUGACCUAGAUAUGCCCUUUUACCAUGCAAUGUUUAAUGAAGUCGAGAGCAAAAUAUAGUCAUUUACAAUGGGGUACAAAAAUGUACCCCAAGAAAUGAGGACACUUAACCGCAACCCAUGGGAAUGAAAUGAAGAAAUUAUGUACAAAUUUAAAAAAU
This is a messenger RNA of Onychostoma macrolepis, 10991 nucleotides long. RefSeq names its product DOT1-like histone H3K79 methyltransferase (gene dot1l). The record is from RefSeq and is a predicted model, not a curated record. Gene Ontology annotation, molecular function: histone H3K79 methyltransferase activity. The coding region runs from base 272 to 5050 and encodes 1592 amino acids. The transcript is spliced from 30 exons. Gene Ontology annotation, biological process: DNA damage checkpoint signaling; DNA repair; regulation of transcription regulatory region DNA binding. Lineage: Eukaryota; Metazoa; Chordata; Actinopteri; Cypriniformes; Cyprinidae. Gene Ontology annotation, cellular component: nucleus.